Trypanosoma rangeli is the source of this 684-nucleotide messenger RNA. Its product is annotated as adenine phosphoribosyltransferase. Lineage: Eukaryota; Euglenozoa; Kinetoplastea; Trypanosomatida; Trypanosomatidae. Gene Ontology annotation, molecular function: adenine phosphoribosyltransferase activity. The coding region runs from base 1 to 684 and encodes 227 amino acids. The record is from RefSeq and is a predicted model, not a curated record. The transcript has a single exon.
AUGGCGGCCGUUGAAUGUUCUCCGAAUCAUCUUGUACUUGAUGAAUCGCAUGUUUUAUCUCAAGAACUUUACGCAAGUGUAUUUGGCGAAGCACGGUCUUCUACACAUGGCAAUAUCACCCAAUUGUUUGAUGUCAGCACCAUAACCGAAAAUCCGCUUCUCUACAGGAAGGUGAUUGAUUUUUUGGCACAGCGAUACCGUGCGAUGGGCAAAGCUGGUCCAACACACAUUCUCUCCUUGGAGUCUCGUGGUUAUGUUAUUGGGGCACCGUUAGCUGUUGAGCUUGGCAUCUCUUUUGUAAUGUGUCACACAACAAAACGCUUUCCGUCUUCUUUUGUCCAUGAGGACAAAAAUUUAAACUACUUGCCACCGUCUUACUCCAUUCGUAACGGCAGUCUUUCGAGUGAUGCUCGCGUAGUCGUUGCAGACGACUUUAUUGCGACCGGCCAGUCUCUCAUCUCCGUCCUGCAGCUCAUCGAAGAUAUUGUUGGCGCCAAGGUGGUUGAGGUGGUGGUGGUGUGUGACGUGCCGUUACUGAACGGCGUUGCUGCUGUGCACAAAACCGAGGGGGUGCGCUUUAGGAAGACGCCCAUAUUUGCGCUCAUGCACCCUAACACCUCACAAAAAACAAUACAAGACCAGCUUGUUGCACACUCUGCCCUUGUGACACGUUCCAGGCUCUGA